This is a messenger RNA of Poeciliopsis prolifica (blackstripe livebearer), 387 nucleotides long. RefSeq names its product zinc finger protein ZFP2-like. Gene Ontology annotation, biological process: regulation of transcription by RNA polymerase II. The transcript has 2 exons. Gene Ontology annotation, cellular component: nucleus. NCBI's taxonomy places the organism in Eukaryota, Metazoa, Chordata, Actinopteri, Cyprinodontiformes, Poeciliidae. Gene Ontology annotation, molecular function: DNA-binding transcription factor activity, RNA polymerase II-specific; RNA polymerase II cis-regulatory region sequence-specific DNA binding. The coding region runs from base 1 to 387 and encodes 128 amino acids. The record is from RefSeq and is a predicted model, not a curated record.
AUGAACAGAGAGAGACCGUACCUCUGCGACGUCUGCUGCAAGAUGUUCCUGACCAGCAAGCAGCUCGUCAUCCACAUGAGGACGCACACCAACGAGAAGCCGUACCGCUGCGAGCGCUGCGGGAAGGGCUUCACCACCAGGGGGCCGCUGACCAUACACAUGCGGACUCACCUGGACGACCACGUGGCGAUCCACACGGGAGCCAAACCGUACGUGUGUGGGAUCUGUGGGAAAACGUGCGCCAGGAGAACUUACCUCACCGUCCACAUGAGGACGCACAACGGAGAGAAACCGUACAAGUGUUCCCUGUGCGAGAAGGCCUUCACUCAGAGCCACUGCCUGAAGACGCACAUGAAGAGCCACAAGGCUGCACAGGCAGCAUCGUAG